Molecule: messenger RNA, 1197 nt
Organism: Balaenoptera ricei (Rice's whale)
Lineage: Eukaryota; Metazoa; Chordata; Mammalia; Artiodactyla; Balaenopteridae
Gene: DYNLL1
Product: dynein light chain LC8-type 1
Exons: 3
Coding region: 145-414 (89 amino acids)
Biological process (GO): cilium assembly; microtubule-based process
Cellular component (GO): cytoplasmic dynein complex
Molecular function (GO): dynein light intermediate chain binding; dynein intermediate chain binding
Source: RefSeq, a predicted model, not a curated record
AGGUACUAGGCGGCGGCGGGUGGCGUGGGGCUCCAUAGAUGCGCCACGGUUUUAGUCGGACCGCUUACUUCGACGGGUCUGAGCCUCGCCAGCCCCUCCCCCAGGAGACCGUUGCAGUCGGCCAGCCCCUGCUCUUUGGUAACCAUGUGUGACCGAAAGGCCGUGAUCAAAAAUGCCGAUAUGUCGGAGGAGAUGCAACAAGACUCGGUGGAGUGUGCUACUCAGGCAUUGGAGAAGUAUAAUAUAGAGAAGGACAUUGCGGCCCAUAUCAAGAAGGAGUUUGACAAGAAGUACAACCCCACCUGGCACUGCAUCGUGGGGAGGAACUUCGGUAGUUAUGUGACACAUGAAACCAAACACUUCAUCUACUUCUACCUGGGCCAAGUGGCCAUUCUCCUGUUUAAAUCUGGUUAAAAGCAUGGACUGUGCCACACACGCAGUGAUCCAUCCAAAAACAAGGACUGCAGCCUAUCCAAAUACCAGAGACUGAAACCUUCAGCCUUGCCUAAGGGAACACCUCGAUCUUUAUUGUGUUGUUUUGUACAGGGCAUUCUCUGUACUAGUUUGUUGUGGUUAUAAAGCAAUUAGCAAAACAGCUUACAUUUGUAUUUAUUUUCUAUUCCAUACCUCUCUGCCCCAUGUUUUUUCUCUUCAAAAUCCAUUCCUUUAAAGAAAUAAAUGUGUUGGAGAAGUGUGCGUUAAUAACGAUUUGUUCAAAUAAUCUAGGGUUAAAGAUGGCCUAUUGUUUGAUCUUGGGUAGCUUGGUGGGGGUGAUUCCUUGAAGUUUCUGUGGGAUAUAAUAGACUAGCCUAUUCAACGCUCUUGAGUUUCAUUCUUGCCCAUCCUGCUACUGUUAUGCAUGGAAGAAUACUACUCAGAAGUGCAUGUUGAGAAAUGCAUGGCAGAGAAACUACUGAAUUAACUCUUACUCCUAAUCUGAUGCUUUUCUUAAGUGCUCAUUUUGUUAAAAGAUACUGCUAUAGAGUGUUCUGGGCCUUAGGCCUCAAGUGGUGAUGAAUGUAUAGUAGUUCCAUGGUUGUAAAAUGGAAAAAAGCUAAUAAGAAAGUUGGGCUCUAGACUAAUUUCCCCUCCCCUGCCUUGGCCAAAGUAUACUCUAAAGAUUAAAGGUGGUCUUAAAAGGGAAAACUUUUGAGGCAGCCCUCCAUGUGAUUCUAAUAAAGUCUGCAGGAAUUUAAA